This is a messenger RNA of Aspergillus heteromorphus CBS 117.55, 795 nucleotides long. Its product is annotated as Hsp20/alpha crystallin family protein. Gene Ontology annotation, biological process: protein complex oligomerization; protein folding; response to salt stress. Lineage: Eukaryota; Fungi; Ascomycota; Eurotiomycetes; Eurotiales; Aspergillaceae. The record is from RefSeq and is a predicted model, not a curated record. The transcript has a single exon. Bases 161 to 595 code for a protein of 144 amino acids.
UAAAAUUGUUUCAUGCCUCCAAUGCUGACGACGAAUCUGCGCAGUCCAGGUUGAUUUAUGCCGCCAUUACCUUCAGUUCAAUAUCAGCUGAAAGUUUCUCUUCAACCCGUGCUUUGACAAAUAGUUUACUCUUCUCACAAGCCGCCUGUCAUCCACAAGGAUGUCUCUCAUCCCACACCUUGAUAAGAGCGGUCUGUCGACAGUGGGUCGGUUGGUUCACGACUAUGACCGCAUGCUCACCAGCUUCGGCAGCCCGCAUAAUCGGCCAUACUUACCGCCCUUUGACAUCUGUGAGACAGACGCAGCCUACUACCUCGAGGGCGAACUUCCCGGUAUUGACUCAAAUGAUCUGGACAUCGGUUUUGAAGGCGAGCACUGUCUAAAGAUUCAUGGUCAUCACGAUCGCGAUACAACUACUGAAAAGAAAUCGUGGUGGGUAUCGGAGCGCUCGGUAGGGGAUUUUCAACGGUCCUUUUACUUCCCAGCCUCUGUUGACCAGGCAAACACCGAGGCUCAUCUUCAGAAAGGAAUCCUGUCUAUGACUGUGCCCAAAUCUGCCGAGGCGCACCAUAAGACGAAGGUGUCGGUCGUGUAAGGAAGACUGGGUUCGACGGCCCUGUCAGACUGUCCAAAAGUCUCUUCAUGCAUUAUCUUACUUUUACUUGUACCAGAUGUAGUGACAUUAACUUAAAAUCAUGAAAAUCAAAAACAAGACUGCACGCAGAGUUUCAUUACUAGCAUAAGAUUUGUACCAAGUUCAAGAGUUCAAUUCACAGUCGAGAAUAUACCGAUUGC